AUGGCGAUGGAAGAGAUUACGGAGGGAGUGAACAAUAUGAACAUCUCUGAUUUUCACAAGAAGAACCGCAUUCAAGUCUCCAAUACCAAGAAACCUCUCUACUUCUACGUCAAUCUUGCCAAAAGGUACAUGCGGCAACACAAUGAAGUGGAGCUUUCAGCACUUGGAAUGGCAAUUGCCACAGUUGUCACAGUUGCAGAAAUUCUGAAAAACAAUGGUUUGGCUGUUGAGAAGAGUGAGUUUCUGGACAUUUGCUGUAGUCCUUCCUGUCUUCCUGAUUUCUCAUUGAAAUUCAACCUCCAUAUGUGGGGUUACAGAUAA
Messenger RNA from Ilex paraguariensis (yerba mate), 321 nucleotides. The record is from the annotation of a GenBank genome assembly. NCBI's taxonomy places the organism in Eukaryota, Viridiplantae, Streptophyta, Magnoliopsida, Aquifoliales, Aquifoliaceae.